ACUCCCGCUUCGCUCAAUGGGAUUGAGGGAAAAGAUAAGUUUCUUUAACCUUAAGCGUUGACAGAGUACUUCCUCCCAUACAGCCAUACAGUGAGAUACAGUACAGACAGGACGAAUCGACUCUCUGAUCGAAGUCAAAAAUUAAACAGACACAAUGCAGAAAUAAGCUCAAUCUUUCAAGAGAAGCAGCCGCAACGAAACAUUUUACGACAAGUUGCUAACUUUUUUUCUUCGAGAAACCACACAUCACUGCCACUGCACCAGUGAAGAGUUCGCUCUGAAGUUGUGGAAGCAAGAACACAAUGAUGGGUGACCCGGCCGUGAAGCUCGUCGGAGCCUUCGGCAGCGCGUUCAGCCACCGCGUGGAGGUGGCCCUGCGGCUCAAGGGAGUCGCCUGCGAGCUCGUCCUGGAAGACCUGCGCAACAAGAGCGAGCUGCUGCUCGCCCACAACCCCGUCCACAAGAAGGUCCCCGUGCUCCUCCACGGCAAAGCGGCCACUUGCGAGUCGCUCGUCAUCGUCGAGUACGUCGACGAGGCCUUCGCCGGACCGCCGCUCCUCCCAGCCGACCCCCACGCCCGCGCCGCCGCCCGUUUCUGGGCUCACUUCAUCGACGAAAAGUGCAUGAAAUCGCUGUGGGCGGCGCUGUGGAUGGAAGCCAGCGAGGCGCAGAGGACGUCCAUGGCGGAGGCCAAGAGGAGCUUGGCAUUGCUGGAGCAGCAGCUCAGCGAGAAGAGCAGGUUCUUUGGAGGCGACUCCAUUGGCCUUGUGGACAUAGCUGCCAGUGGGCUGGCUCUCUGGCUGGGAGUCAUGGAGGAGAUCUCCGGGGUGACGGUGGUCACCGACGAGGAGUUCCCUGCCCUUCGCCGCUGGGCAAGGCGGUACGUCGGCAAUGAGGACGUGAAGCGGUGCCUGCCGGAGAGGGACAGGCUCGUCGCCAUGUUCUCUGAGUGCAAGGAGAUGUUUAGAGCAAUGGCAAUGGGUAGUGACGCUGAAACGGUGAAUUGAUCCAGGUCUCGUCUGCUCUUGGAGUCUGCCAGUUUGUUUCUGAGUUUCAUCCCCUUCUCGCCUAGAGCCUCCUUAUGAGCAGUGAUAACGUAUCAACUCAAAAGGACUUGCAUUUAUAUGGUACUCAAUAAUUUAUA
Messenger RNA from Brachypodium distachyon (stiff brome), 1144 nucleotides. RefSeq names its product glutathione S-transferase U8. Lineage: Eukaryota; Viridiplantae; Streptophyta; Magnoliopsida; Poales; Poaceae. Gene Ontology annotation, biological process: glutathione metabolic process. The record is from RefSeq and is a predicted model, not a curated record. Gene Ontology annotation, molecular function: glutathione transferase activity. Gene Ontology annotation, cellular component: cytoplasm. The transcript has 2 exons. Bases 303 to 1007 code for a protein of 234 amino acids.